AUGGAUACAAUAGGCAUACAAAAUCCAAAUCCUUUUAGCUCGCAAUCUCUCGAGACGGCGCGAGAUAAUGCUCCAUUUAUGGUGUCCAUCGGGCAGGCCAAGAACACUCUCCUCGCGCUCGGUGACCCCACACGAUCUUAUCAGAUCUGGCACCCCUUCCUCCCGUCAAGCUUGCCAGAACACUCGUUCCCCCAUGCACAAAUCCUCAAAACAAACGCUUCCAUAGCAGCCCCACCAUCACACCGACAUCAUGCACGCACGAAUCACGAAGCUGCAACCUGCAGCGUGUGCCUGGACCGCGGCCGUGCCGGGCCCAAGUUUACCCACACCGAUCGUGGCAUUCAGGAAAAGAAGAAAAUAAUGACAGAUAGGGGCGUUCAGAAGGAAGUUAUGAAAGGCUCGCAAGAGCGCGUUCGUGGGCAGCGAGAGACAUGUGGCGAGAUGUGUAUGGUUGCUGUUUGUUUGGGAAUGCUGGGCAAUCCUGGGGUAAGGCGCCGGGAGGAAGGGCAGGAUGUGAGAGGGGCGGAUGACGCAGCUGUUGAUAGGAGGCGUGAAACGGAGCGAAUGCAGAGAACAGCGAGUGAAUGA
Molecule: messenger RNA, 588 nt
Organism: Hyaloscypha bicolor E
Lineage: Eukaryota; Fungi; Ascomycota; Leotiomycetes; Helotiales; Hyaloscyphaceae
Exons: 3
Coding region: 1-588 (195 amino acids)
Source: RefSeq, a predicted model, not a curated record